AUGGAGAGGGACUACCAUGUGAAUACGGGGUUCCAGAUGGGGCGGCGCGAGGAGGAGCGCGGGAUAGCGAUGGCGCCGGCGUCGCUGCGGAUGAUGGGGAAGAGUGGUGCGCGGGAGCUGAUGGAGCCAGCCACUGUGAAUGCUGGAGUACAGGAUAUAGAUGCGAAUGCGGAGAUGCAGGCUACGGAUAUGCCAGGAGCACCUGCGUCCGUGCCUGCAGAGAGGAAAAGUCAGGGCCAAGGACAGAGCCAAGGACAGGGCCAAGGACAGGGCCAGGGCCAGGGCCAAAUGAAGCAGUUCCACAGGAAGUCGCUGGGCGACUGGGAUUUCUUGGAGACAGUGGGUGCUGGGUCUAUGGGGAAAGUGAAGCUGGCGAAGCACAGACGUACAGGAGAGGUGUGUGCCAUCAAGAUUGUAAAUAGGGCAACAAAGGCCUUCCUGCACAAGGAGCAGAACAGCCCGCCGCCGGUAAACAACCAGGAGAUUAUGGAGAGACAGAAGAAACUGGAGAAAGAGAUAUCCAGAGAUAAGCGGGCCAUACGGGAGGCAUCCUUGGGCCAGAUCUUCUACCACCCGCACAUAUGCAGGUUGUUCGAGAUGUGUACCAUGUCCAAUCACUUCUACAUGCUCUUUGAGUACGUUGCAGGUGGCCAGUUGCUGGACUACAUUAUCCAGCAUGGCUCCUUACGAGAGCACCACGCGCGCAAGUUUGCCAGAGGAGUCGCUAGCGCUUUGCAGUACUUGCAUGCCAAUAACAUAGUGCACCGUGACUUGAAGAUCGAAAACAUCAUGAUAUCAAACUCCGGUGAAAUUAAGAUUAUAGAUUUUGGUCUUUCAAACGUUUAUGAUACGAGAAAACAAUUGCAUACAUUCUGUGGGUCACUAUACUUUGCCGCACCAGAACUUUUAAAAGCACAUCCUUAUACAGGUCCAGAAGUGGACGUUUGGUCUUUUGGUGUGGUGCUAUAUGUACUGGUGUGCGGUAAAGUGCCGUUUGAUGACGAGAAUUCAAGUGUUCUGCAUGAAAAGAUUAAAAGGGGUAAGGUCGAAUACCCACAACACUUAUCCAUAGAAGUGAUGUCAUUACUAUCUAAGAUGCUGGUUGUCGAUCCAUCUCGUAGAGCUUCAUUGAAACAAGUAGUGGAACAUCCAUGGAUGACUAAAGGCUACGACACCCCUGCACCGUCAUACGUACCAAACAGAAUACCGUUGACUCCAGAAAUGUUAGACUCUACUGUCUUAAGAGAAAUGUUUAGAUUGGAAUUCAUUGAAGACAUAGAAGAAACAAGAAAACUAUUAGCAACAAUUGUUUCAGACCCAACCUAUCUCACAUUAUCAAACGAAUACUGGACUAGACUACAGUCUAUAACCGAGACAACAGGUCAGGGUAAAACGACUCAUUUUGAAAUUCAAGGUGUAUCAAUUAACUUUCAUUUGACUUCGGGUGUGAACAAAAUACCAUUUGAGGAUCCUACUAGGGCAUUUCAUCCACUACUAUCUAUUUAUUACCUAGUUGCUGAGAUGUUACAACGUAAGAUGGCCAAGCUGCAAAAGAAACAAGCAUUGAUACAACAACAGCAACAACAAAUUCAAAAACAACAGCAGCAACGUGUGCAACAACAACAACCACAACAACAAAAGCAACCAUUAACACCUAAGGAACCUGAACAAACGGAAUUUGCUUAUUCAAAGACUCCCAACACUUCAGAUAAGUCUGCAGGUUUGACCGUUCCGAGCAGACCAACUGACAUCAUUAAUGAAAUGAAAGCGAAAUCUGAUAGAACUGACUAUAUUAUGAAUACUCCAAAACAAGACACUGGCUCUAAUACUACUGUUGAAAAAUUAUACACACCAAAAGAGCAACAAUCUGUGGAAAGAAAAACGGCGCCCCUACAUAUCAUGGUACCACCUAAAUUAACAAUGCCUGAACAGGCUCAUACUUCACCCACCACAAGAAAGAGCUCCGACAUACAUGAUGAACUGAAUACUGCGAUGUCUCCGAAAGUUUUAUCAAAAGAGUACGAGCAAAGACCUAACACUCAGCUGGAUUCGCCGGAGAAGAAACGCUUCCCCGCACUUUUUGGCAAAUUGUCUCAGAAGAGGCAACCUUCUUCUCAACAAUCACCUCAAUCAAACAACAAUCCUCAAUUUCAAGUACAUGCUGCACCAAACCUGGAACCGGCGAAGAGAUCAACUAAAACACACACUCGUACUGUUUCUGAAUAUGUGCCUGGCCCCUCCAAUAACAAGGAGUUUAUUGAAACUUAUUUACCAUCAAAUUAUGCCAAUAAAAACAAUUCACCAAGUAGAUCUGUUUCCACAAAGGUGGCCAACACCGAAAGGUUCCCAGCUUUACCAGCGAAUGCAAAUACAAUGGUAGAACAACAAUUAGCUAAAGAUAUGGAUAAUCUUAACGUCAAUAACAACACCAACAGAGCUCCUGAUACAUCAAGUGCUGAUUAUGAUGAAAACAAACCUUUACCACCAUUAACAGUAACUAAAGGUAGAAAACUACAUCCUAGCGCAAGAGCAAAGUCUGUUGGUCAUAGCAGAAGAGAGUCACUUAAAUUCACAAGACCACCAGUACCCACUAAUGUCCAAGGCUAUGAUAAUGAUGAUGCUGGAUUCUUGGAGUACAGUGAUGACAAUAGAAACGAUUCAGCAAUUAUUAGAACACCAAACAGUUCAAAAUAUUUAUCACCACCUACACCAAAUACCAGAUUCGGCUUUGGAUCAACAGAGGAACUUACCGAUGAACAAAUUCUGGAACAAGCUUCUCGUGCUCCUCCUGGAACAAUGCCAUCUAUUGAUUAUCCAAGGUCUUUGUUCUUGAAGGGUUUCUUUUCCGUGCAAACAACAUCAUCUAAACCUCUUCCUAUUGUUCGUUAUAAAAUCAUGCAUUUGUUGAAAAAGAUGCAUGUUGAGUUCAAAGAAGUUAAAGGUGGAUUUGUUUGUACACACGAAGGCCAGUUAAGUUUCUUAAAUAAUGAUAAUGAACUUCCUGAGUACAAUCCAUUAGCAGAGACAGACGAGAACAACAUUGAUAACAGGCUAACAAUAAAUACAAACUUGUCUCCACAUCCAUCCCAGAACCAUCUACAGCUACCUACUCCUAUUGAGAAUCAAGCCGUAACAUAUAGAAGUAUCAGAUCUGGAUCAAGACAAAAUUCCAUUAGAAGACAAGGUUCCACAAAAAUUUCACCAAAUAUACCUACAACUCCAAUGGCAACCACUGAACAUCAUAGGAAUAUUUCUGAAGUUAUGUCACCAGUUGCCCAAAAUAUCAACCUUGGCAGCACACUCUCUGACGAACACUCAACAACAUCUCUAGACAAUAUUGCAAAUCAAGAAGAUAUCUUAACUACUUCAAGGGUUCAAAAUAUGAAUAGACCUGACCUUGACUUAGAACAACAAGCUAUCGCAAAAGCAUCUAAUGAAAAAAGCAGAGUUAAAUUUGAGAUUCACAUCGUUAAGGUGCGGAUUGUGGGUCUUGCUGGUGUCCAUUUCAAGAAAGUGUCCGGUAACACUUGGCUAUAUAAAGAGUUGGCAUCCCAUAUCCUAAAGAACCUAAAUCUUUAA
Messenger RNA from Nakaseomyces glabratus, 3579 nucleotides. RefSeq names its product serine/threonine protein kinase KIN2 (gene KIN2). Gene Ontology annotation, cellular component: cytoplasm. The record is from RefSeq and is a predicted model, not a curated record. Lineage: Eukaryota; Fungi; Ascomycota; Saccharomycetes; Saccharomycetales; Saccharomycetaceae. Gene Ontology annotation, molecular function: tau-protein kinase activity; protein serine/threonine kinase activity; ATP binding. Gene Ontology annotation, biological process: protein phosphorylation; intracellular signal transduction; microtubule cytoskeleton organization.